Eucalyptus grandis is the source of this 2348-nucleotide messenger RNA. Its product is annotated as N-lysine methyltransferase SETD6. The coding region runs from base 183 to 1865 and encodes 560 amino acids. Gene Ontology annotation, cellular component: nucleus. NCBI's taxonomy places the organism in Eukaryota, Viridiplantae, Streptophyta, Magnoliopsida, Myrtales, Myrtaceae. Gene Ontology annotation, biological process: peptidyl-lysine monomethylation. The transcript has 12 exons. The record is from RefSeq and is a predicted model, not a curated record. Gene Ontology annotation, molecular function: protein binding; protein-lysine N-methyltransferase activity.
CUACUACACCUGACCGACCAAGAAAAAGAAUUGGAAUUAUUCUUAAGAAAGUUCAAAAGAAGAGAAAAGACGAAGACGGCGGCGCGACGCCGGGGAAGAGCGGCGGAGCCUGUACUCUCUCUCCCUCUCUCGGCUACCUUGUCGACACUCGCCGUUCUGGAGCUCCGCUGGAACUGCAAGAAAUGGAAGAUUGCAAGAAAAGCCCCUCAGACAGUUUAUCGUGCAUGGAUGCAAUAGUUCUUAGACUCUCUGAAAGCGACCCUCUAUUUGACAAAAAGAAGAAAUUAUUGCAAAGCAAGGGAUAUGAUGUGGAAGUGCAUAUACAGCUCAAGAAUGCUUCGCAUCCCAAAUGGGCACGCACUACUGCUGAAGCAAUGCUGCAAAUAUCAAGAAUUAUGCACUUGGAUGAGGCUGAACUCUAUUUUCGCAAGGAUGAUAGCUGUUCACCCAUGGGAUACUACACCCAGAAAAAUGAACUGGAAGCUCUAAAUUCGAUGCUUUCUCUUGUCAAUAGCUCGUUUCUGGAUGAUACUUGCUCUCACAAGGAUGUCCUGCAAGAUUUGCGGGAAGCAACUAUGCAGCUGAUCUGUGACUUUGGGGAUAAGAACAUUACAGAAUCCACAGUCAUCAACUCCCAGAAUUGUGACAAGGAAAACUAUCUAUUACAGUGGGGUGAAAAAAGUGGUGUAAAAAACAGGUUGCAGAUAGCUCAUAUCAAGGGGUUUGGAAGGGGGGCCAUUGCUGUCACAGAUCUAAAAGUUGGAGACGUUGCUUUAGAGAUUCCUGUCUCUGCCAUUAUUAGUGAGGACGCUAUGAAGAAUACUGACAUGUUUCCCGCAUUGGAAAAAGUUGAUGGCAUUUCAACAGAGACAAUGCUCUUACUCUGGAGUAUGAAGGAGAGAUACAAUUCUUCUUCAACAUUCAAGGAUUACUUUGACACAUUGCCAGAGGAAUUUAACACAGGAUUGAGCUUCGGCAUCAAUGCAAUUGUAGCUUUGGACGGGACACUGUUGUUAGAAGAACUAAUCCAAGCAAAAGAGCAUUUGAGGAAUCAAUAUGACGAACUUUUUCCUGCAUUGUGUGAAGAUCACCCUGACAUAUUUCCUCCAGAGCUUUAUACAUGGGAACAAUUUUUAUGGGCUUGCGAACUUUGGUAUUCUAACAGCAUGAAAAUUCAGUUUGCUGAUGGAGCACUCAAGACUUGCCUAAUCCCCAUUGCUGGAUUUCUUAACCAUUCGCUGUAUCCACAUAUCACGCAGUAUGGCAAAGUUGAUUCUGCAACAAACACUUUGAAGUUUCGCAUGUCUAGACCAUGUCACGCAGGAGAACAGUGCUAUCUUAGUUAUGGGAACUUCUCCAGUUCGCAUCUAAUUACCUUUUAUGGGUUCAUGCCUCAAAUGGAUAACCCGUAUGACGUCAUUGAACUGGAUAUAGAUGGUUCUCAGGAUGUUUGUUCUGAUGAAUUUGACGCAUCCAGUGGCACAACUCAUAUGGUGAGGGGUACUUGGUUUUCAGAUAACCAUAGCAUCUUCCAUUAUGGCCUGCCAGCUCCAUUGCUGAACCAUUUUAGAAGAGCUCGGGAAGAUAUCCUGGAUGCUGAUUCUCCUCUGCUGGAGAAGCUAAAGAUAGAAAUUGAGAUUCUUGAGGACCUCUCCUUGACUUUCAGUGGGAUGAUGGAAAACCUUAGUGAGGUGGAUAGUGAGUCCAGGGAGAACAUGGAUUGGGAUGUGAAGCUCGCAGAAGAGUACAAAAAUCUUCAAAGGAGGAUAAUUUCCUCGAUUUUGAGCUCAUGUUAUGCGGGUCGCAAGUUGGUUGAGGACGAACUUUGUAAAUCUUUGGCCAAGGACGACGGCAGCCCUUGUUAGUAGAAAGGAGUCAGCUUGAAAGUGUCGCUCUCUACAGACGGAACCUUGUCUUCAUACCAAAGAAGAUUGGAGGUUGCAACCUAAGGCUGACCUCGGGAGGAUCUGACAACGAUUUCAUGUCUCGUGCCUCAUACGAUCAUUGUUCGGCACACCUUCAGAGCUGCCAGUCUCAAGUGUCUCGAGCAGUAAAAUUCUGGAUGUGGAACUCAUCAUACUCAGCACAAAGCCUGAAGUUUUGGCGAUCUUCCCCAGUUGUCCGGCAAAUGAAGAUGUGUUGCUCGUGAGGUUUCAUUUCUUAACAUUCAGAGUUUUUGGUGACUGUUAAAUAAGAAGAAUAUGCGAUUGGUGAAUCCGAAAGGAACGUCCAUUUGCCAGUUUUGUUCUCUCCAUGUGGUCGAGUUUAAAGUUGUAUCCAGACCCAUGUAAAGAUCUCCCUCUCGAGCAAAAGGUCUCUCCAUUAUUUUCACCGUGGAUGUUAUCUUU